This is a messenger RNA of Dracunculus medinensis (Guinea worm), 843 nucleotides long. Lineage: Eukaryota; Metazoa; Nematoda; Chromadorea; Rhabditida; Dracunculidae. The record is from the annotation of a GenBank genome assembly.
AUGCAUAAUUAUGGAUGCGGGCAAGGCAAAUACUUUUUAAAAGAUGGCUUAUUAUUUGCAAGUGAUAUUUGUCCUGAAAUCUUGCAAGAUAUUGAUAGGCAUGCGAAUACCGAUGUACACCUCGCGAACACUUUGCACCUACCUUACAGAGAUGAAUGUAUAGACGCCGCGUUAAUGGUAUCAAUAAUCCAUCAUUUGGCGACACCUAAACGUCGUAGGGAUUCCAUAAAUGAAGUUGCAAGAUGCCUUUCACCUGGGGGUCUGCUGCUGAUUUACGUGUGGGCAUUUGAACAACCCUGUGGACGAAUACCGCUUAUGAAAUUCCAUAUGAAUUCCACUCAAGAACAACGAAUUAUACAGAAUUCAGUUUCGAUUAAUCUGAACGGAAGGAAGAAUAUUAUCAACAAUAAUAUAUUAGCAUUUAUUCUCUGGAUCAAUUCAUUAUUCCGGAAGAUAUUUAAAUCUGAAAAAUUCCUCUCAAUUUCUCCAUCUUCGCCACACUCGCUUCCACCUCCUUACCCUCUUUUCGAUUCUCAUACAGCUAAUCUAAUGUUAAAUUCCGUAAUCACUGGUAUCAAUAACUGGAAUCCAAAUUUAAGAUUUAAUUUAAAAUCCUUAACAAUGAGUAUUGAAGAACAAUUUGCUUACGAAUUAUCGAGUCAAAUCAUCGAAGAUGUUUUAUUAGAAGUCGCAAGCACAUAUCGGAAUAUUACAUUUUAUCGGUAUUACCAUGUUUUCAAAAAGGGUGAAUUAGAAAAAUUAAUUGCAACAAUACCGACUCUACGAAUAAUUUCCUCCGAAUAUGAAUAUGCGAAUUGGCGAAUUAUUGCUCAAAAAUGCUAA